CACUAUCAUAAAGAUUUGUCAUAAGAUAUAUUUUUCAUGGAAGGGGAGGUGAAAUGACGAAAAGGGGUAUGAAAGAUGGAACGGCAGAUCUGCUGCUGCUAGUUCAUCCCCCAUUUUCGAUUGGGAUCAGGAUAUUCUGCCGCUACCGGCCAAACCUCCAGUUGAGAUCAACAACAAUCUUCAAUUUCUCCUUGUACCCACCGAUCAAACUUUCCUAUUAGGGUUUUUUUUUUUUUUGUUUGUCCCUUUUUCUUUUCUGGGUUCUUCUCCGCUCCACGAAGAAAUGGUCUGUUCCAAGUCCACAACAGGGGAGACCGUCCCCUGUGAUUUCUGUAACGACCAAGUUGCGAUUCUCUACUGUAGAGCCGACUCUGCUAAGCUUUGUUUGUUCUGCGACAAGCAUGUUCACUCUGCCAAUUUACUCUCUCGGAAGCAUGUUCGUUCUCAGAUCUGUGAUAACUGUAGGUCUGAGCCGGUUUCAAUUCGCUGUUCAACGGAUAAUCUCGUCCUCUGUCAGGAGUGUGAUUGGGAUGCUCAUGGAAGCUGUUCGGUCUCUGCUGCCCACGAUCGAACUCCGAUUGAAGGUUUCACUGGCUGCCCUUCUGCACUUGAGCUUGUUUCUUUAUGGGGUUUCGAUCUUGGAGAUAAGAAGCUGGAGGAAUCUGAGAUGUUGGUGCAGAAUUGGGUCUGUUCACAGGAUUUGGUUAUGCCGAUUGAUUCUUGGGCUUCUAGAGCUAGUGCGACCGCCUUUAACGACCUCAUUGUUCCGAAUGAUAACCCCUUUCUCUUUGCGAAUCUGAACUGUACGGAUGCUGCUUCGAUGUUCAAGAAGCAGAGUCCGAGCUGUGGAAAGCAUAAGCAAGUGAUUUACAAGCAGUUGGUUGAGCUGCUUAAGAGGGAUUUCGAAGGUGGAGACGAUGUUGAGGGCGAUGACACUCGAGAUGGUGAUGCAGGUGGGGAAGAUGUUGGAUUACAGAGUAUGGUUCCUGAAACAACGAAUGGGGAUUGUUAUUGGCAAGGGGAUUUGGAAGGUCGUCAAAUUUCAAAAGAAGAUGAUGGGGUUUUUGUUGGUGCUGCUCCUCCUCCAUUACUGCAACAACAAGCUUCAUUCACGUCUCUGCUUACGAUGCCGUCCCAUGUGGGUUUGAAAGAUAACGAGCGCUCUGUUGAUGAAACUGGUGUAUGGGACAGUAGCCCAAAUCGUCAAAGCACUCAAAUUUGGGAUUUCCAUUUAGGACGGUUAAGGGGACACAAAGAUUCAAAUACGUUUGACGACGCUUAUGGCACAGGCGACAUGGGAUUUACCAUUAAAAAUUUUGGUGAGUUUUUGAAAGAAACAUCCCCCACAAGCGCGAAGUUGCUAGGAGAAACCUAUCAGAUCAAUUGCUCUAGCGUUCAUGAUGAUAUACCAUCAUUCAAUAAUAAUGUCAACAACACAACCCUAAGUCAGGGGGCAGUAACAUGCGAGAGCAUCAAUAUGCCUAAUGACAAGCUGAAAGGUGGUUCUAAAAGUUUUCAGGCGAUCAAACAGCCUAUUAUUAUAAAAGGAGAUAGUAUAUUAUCAACAUCAACAACCAAGGCCGACCUGGAGCUUCUUGCACAGAACAGAGGCAAUGCAAUGCAGCGUUACAAGGAGAAACGAAAAACUCGAAGGUAUGAUAAAUACAUUCGCUAUGAGUCGAGGAAGGCAAGAGCGGAUACAAGGAAACGGGUGAAGGGUCGAUUUGUGAAGGCUAAUGAGGCCCCUGUUUUUGGAUGAUCAGCUUCCUCCGUGGGUUGAAAGUAGCUUUGUUUUGUUUUUGCUUUUUUGGCGUUUUAGUUAUGUGUGUGUAUAUUUUGGUAUUCCUUCCACUUAUAUUUGUUCUAAUGUUUUAACAGGUGCAAAUGCACAUGAUGAUUUAAUUAUCCUUUCAAUUUUAGAGUUAGGUAGAGAUUAAUGUUAUGCAUUAUAUAAAUGAUGUCAAUAACAAUUUCAUGCGUAAUCUUCUAAUAAUCAAGUCAAGAAAGUAAUUGCAAUUAAUUAUAAA
Molecule: messenger RNA, 2027 nt
Organism: Cucumis sativus (cucumber)
Lineage: Eukaryota; Viridiplantae; Streptophyta; Magnoliopsida; Cucurbitales; Cucurbitaceae
Product: zinc finger protein CONSTANS-LIKE 14
Exons: 4
Coding region: 284-1759 (491 amino acids)
Molecular function (GO): zinc ion binding; protein binding
Source: RefSeq, a predicted model, not a curated record